Messenger RNA from Fonsecaea erecta, 1512 nucleotides. RefSeq lists its product as hypothetical. The record is from RefSeq and is a predicted model, not a curated record. The coding region runs from base 1 to 1512 and encodes 503 amino acids. The transcript has a single exon. Gene Ontology annotation, molecular function: sphingomyelin phosphodiesterase activity. Gene Ontology annotation, cellular component: cytoplasm. NCBI's taxonomy places the organism in Eukaryota, Fungi, Ascomycota, Eurotiomycetes, Chaetothyriales, Herpotrichiellaceae.
AUGGAGCCACGUCCAACAUCAGGCAACGAGGAUUCUCGGACUUCAUCUAUAAAUGUUCUGACCUUGAAUUGCUGGGGACUGAAAUAUAUCGCCAAAUACCGACACGAACGAUUGUCCGAAAUAGGAAAUCGGCUUGCCACUUAUUCUCCUCAACUCGAUAUCGUCGGCUUGCAAGAAUGCUGGACAUUUACCGAUUACCUCGCCAUCCGAGACAGCACUCGGUCUUUCCUUCCAUUCGGCAAGUUCUACCAUUCUGGCAUCUUUGGUGCUGGGUUAGCUAUCCUUAGUCGAUGGCCAAUUAUCGAAUCCUCCAUGUAUCGCUAUCCUCUCAAUGGCCGACCUCAGGCUUACUUCCGCGGCGACUGGUUUGUUGGGAAGGGUGUCGCAUGUGCGAGAAUUUCUUUGCCCGAUGGGACCAAUAUUGAAGUGUUCAACACUCACUUACACGCCCCUUACGAAAAGGAGCCAAACGACAGUUACAUUUGCCAUCGGACAGCACAAGCCUGGGAGAUUGCGAAACUCAUGCGUGCGGCGUCUGAUAGAGGCAGUCUUGUCAUUGGCCUGGGAGACUUCAAUAUGGUCCCGUUGAGCUUUGCACAUGUCCUGGUGGAAAGCCGUGCUGGAGUUCAGGACGUUUGGCGGGUCAUGAAUCCUGGAAGCAGCAUUGGAGCAAGCGUGGAUCCGCCUGAAAAAGAGCGCCGAAAACGCAUGGGCGAAGAAGACACCCCGACUGUCGAGACAAGUUUAGGGAAACACGGACACACGUGCGACUCUGUGUUGAACACAUGGCGAUGGAACAAAGCUCAUCAGAAGCAAUUGGCACAAGGCCAUGAUCGGAAGAUAUCAGGCACAGACUUUGACCCUAAAGCGAAGCGGUUGGACUAUAUCUUUUUCAGUGGCAUUGGCAAAGGUUGGAGUGUCGCCGAUGUGAAAGUCGUGCUUACUGAAAGACAUCCAACCCUCCUCUGCUCAUUGAGCGAUCAUUUUGCUGUGCAGGCGACGCUAGAAAGAAGCCCUAGUCGGCCAUCUGGUCCGACCCAAGUCGAAGCUCAUGCAGCCGUGCACGACUCGAGUACCGGUGAUCCCAGCCUUCAGAUCGUGGAUUUCGAGGAGAAAGAUUUCGACAAGGCAAUAUCAGACAUCCCCACACGAAGCCAGAUCAGCCAGGACUUCUAUAGAGACAUCCUCACCAUGAUCCACAAGUACAAGUUGCGGGAGAGGAAACAACGACGUUAUGGGCUUGUGCAUUUCGUUGGCUCUGCCGUGGUCUCGAUCGGCUGUUUCGUCGCCAUUUGGUGGUCACCUCGGAAUUUCGUGUCCUUCAUUUUGAUUUUGCUCAGCAGUCUGGGACUCAUGGCUGGAACGCUACACGGUUUGAUCGGGGGUCUCUUUGUGGGGUCGGAAUUGAGAGCCCUGGCCGAGUUUGAGUGGGAAGUUCGAAAUGCGCUGCACCUUGCCGGCGGUCCGGCCCUGGAAGAUCGAUCCCUAAAAUUAAAAGACUGGUACGACUGA